AUGGUACUUACUGUCGCUGAUGCAAAGAAGCUCAAGGUUGCUGACUUGAAAACUGAGUUGCAGCAGUUGGGCAUGUCCACCACAGGGAAAAAAGAGGACUUGCUUGCUCGUUUGAUUCACCAUCUGGAAAGCAAUACAAAUACUCCAGCUUCAAACCCUACUGUUAGUCCUUCUGCCCCUAAUGGCGCUGUUCCAGCAAAUGUACAUACUCUACCAAACAAUCUCACUGGUACAUCUAGAUCUGCUGGUGUUCAUCCUCAAACAGUGCAUACAGUAGAUACAACUACUGUCCCAAAAUCAGCAUCAAUCAAGUCGCCAAAUAAGGACUCUCACAAUGUUAACAUUGCUGUCACUGCAAGCAUGACUGAUGAAGAGCGCAAGAGGUUGCGUGAAGAAAAGUUUGGCAAGACAGCUCCUCAUGUAUCCACCAACCAUCGUGUCAAAGACACUACUGUUUCUGAAACAGUUGCUCCAAAAACUACUACAGUACCUGCCAAAGCUCAUGUGAAAUUGGAUCCUUAUGUGGACGCGGCUACUUUGGCUCGUAGACAAAGUCGAUUUGGAAGUGUUUCUGCCCCAAGUGAUACGCAUGUUUCAGCACCAGUUUCCCCUUCAAAGGAAUCAGUUUCUACUACCCCACAUGUAGUCCAUCCUACAGGAGCUCUGUCUGAAGAAGAAAUUAAAAAGCAAAAAAGGAUACAACGAUUUAAUGAGGAGCAACAGUUUUGGGCUGACUUGAUUUUAAUUCUGUCCAUAGGCUUCAACAAAGCGUGGUAA
Batrachochytrium dendrobatidis JAM81 is the source of this 777-nucleotide messenger RNA. RefSeq lists its product as uncharacterized. The record is from RefSeq and is a predicted model, not a curated record. The coding region runs from base 1 to 777 and encodes 258 amino acids. The transcript is spliced from 6 exons. Lineage: Eukaryota; Fungi; Chytridiomycota; Chytridiomycetes; Rhizophydiales. Gene Ontology annotation, biological process: poly(A)+ mRNA export from nucleus. Gene Ontology annotation, cellular component: nucleus.